UUAGGCAAAUUGGUAUUUAUGAGAAACUAAUCUAGCAAUCUUUUUUCUUUUAUUUUUUUUGAUGUGAGCAUGAAAAUAUGAGUAAGUUGGUCGAUAAGAGUGUUGAUCAAUUUUUCUAUGAUAUGUUAUCCCUAACAAACGGUUUAACAAAAAAUUGUCAAUGGCCCUGGAGGCCAACACACAAGUUACUAAGUAUAUUUUAUUGCCAUUUCCCACACAUUUAACACACAAGUUACUAAGUAUAUUUUAUUGCCAUUUCCCACACAAAUGUGAAAUUUAACACGAUUCAUUGUCUUUGAGAAACAAAAUCCAAUCUAGUUCAUGCAAGGUAGGGGACUGACUUCCAAUGUAAUUUUUUCUCUAUACCACGUCCAUCGUCUACAAAAUUGUUUUGCAAUUCUUUUUCAAUGUUUGAGAUGGAAAUGGACCCAUUGAUCCGCACAUCUAAGAUGAAUACCAGCCAAAAUAAUGACGAGUUGCUAGCUGAGAAGACGACAUGAAGAAACGAGAGAGCAGGUUAACUUUGGGUCAGACCAAAGAAGCAGUGCCUAGAUCCAAAUCAACCAAUGGAUGCCCACUUCCACCUCUAAUUCAAAUUUCUGUCGCAAUUAUUAAAGCAGCAGUCAAAAAGGUCUGCCGGCCAAAGAUCCAACCAAACAGUCUCAGAAAGCACGCUAGAUGCCAAGAGUACCUCCAACUGAGAUGAGGUCUCGCCCUUGGACAUCUCACACAUUCUCCUUCUCCAGUCCCGUACUUGAAACCGUAAAUAGCCGUUGCCACUUCGCUCAUUCGAAUUCAAACGUUCGCCUCCAGCUCUCUCUCUCUCUCUAGCAUUCCGGCACCGAUGGAGACUCCGGCCACCGGAACCCCGGGAACCCGGUCGCUGCCCCGGCGGAAGCCCCUCCAGCCGAAGACUUCUAAUGCGAGUCCGGCGCCGGCGAGCCUGACGAAGCCAAAACCGAUCCAGAUCUCGCCGUUGAUCAAAGGGGACACGGACAAGGAGAACCGUUCUAUCCACGUAGCAGAGAUUGGGCCGCUGGAGGCAUCGCUCGCGGAGGAGCUGGAGGCGAUCCGGAGGAGGAGGGAGAGGCUCCGGGUGGAGAGGGAGAGGACGGAGAGAAUGCUAAGAGAGAGGGAUCGGGUGUUGCAGAUGGCGAUGAGGGAGUGGGAGAGGAGAGGGAGGGAGCAGAGGAGGGUGGAGUUGGAGCUCCAGGGGUUGACCAGACUCAAGGAGCUGGAAGCCUCUUGUAUGAGAUUUACUCCAGUUAAGUCUCUUAGAGCUAGAGAAGAAGAGAAGAGGAGCGCCGAAGCUCAAUCACAGGGAUUGAGCCAUGCAGCACAAGAUAAUGAAGCCACAGAAUCAUUAUCAUCCCAGGAAAAAGCAGCUGAGAACUAGUCAUUCCUCAUAGUUUUUCCAUUCAUAUCUCCUUUAUUUCUCGGGCUACAUGUAGUGUGUGCCCCUGCAGUGAAGACAAGAAAAUCAAAUUGCUUAUUUGCUGUCUUUUGCAAAAUAUUAGCUGAGGCAUUACACCAUGUAAGAACAAACAAUAAGAUAUACAUGUUAUCAUGCUUGCUCUAAGGCCUUGUUCUUAAUGGUCAUAAUUGCAAAACACAGAUAUCACAUUUUCA
Molecule: messenger RNA, 1629 nt
Organism: Elaeis guineensis (African oil palm)
Lineage: Eukaryota; Viridiplantae; Streptophyta; Magnoliopsida; Arecales; Arecaceae
Source: RefSeq, a predicted model, not a curated record